Molecule: messenger RNA, 548 nt
Organism: Plectropomus leopardus (leopard coralgrouper)
Lineage: Eukaryota; Metazoa; Chordata; Actinopteri; Perciformes; Serranidae
Source: RefSeq, a predicted model, not a curated record
UUGAGAUGGAGCUGAGGAAGAUGGAGGUGGGUCAGGCCAACAGACACGUUUCUCUUCUGACCUCCUUUAUGCCCGAGUCGUUCCUUCGUCACGGCGGAGACCACGACUGCAUCCUGGUGCUGCUGCUCAUCCCCAGACUCAUCUGCAAGGCCGAGCUGAUCAGCAAACAGGCCCAGGAGAAGUUCGACCUGAACGAGACCUGCGUGGAGCGAGCGGGGCUGAAGGGCGCCGUCGGGGAGCAGCUGAGCUUCGCCGGCGGUUUGGUCUACUCGCUCAGUCUGCUGCAGGCCACGCUGCAUAAAUACGAGCAGGCUCUGGCUCAGUGCAGUGUGGACGUCUAUAAGAAGAUCGGCUUUCUGUACCCGGAGAUGAGCGUCCACGAGCGUUCUCUGGAUUUCCUCAUCGACCUGCUGCACAAAGACCAGCUGGACGAGACGGUCAACGUGGAGCUGCUCACCAAGGCCAUUAAAUACUAUCAGCACCUGUACAGCAUCCACCUGGUCGAUCAGAACGAGGACUGCACCAUGCAGCUGGCCGAUCACAUCAGA